Hypomesus transpacificus is the source of this 2924-nucleotide messenger RNA. It is a transcript of the gene mybl2b, whose product is annotated as v-myb avian myeloblastosis viral oncogene homolog-like 2b. Gene Ontology annotation, cellular component: nucleus. The transcript is spliced from 15 exons. Gene Ontology annotation, molecular function: RNA polymerase II cis-regulatory region sequence-specific DNA binding; DNA-binding transcription factor activity, RNA polymerase II-specific. The record is from RefSeq and is a predicted model, not a curated record. Gene Ontology annotation, biological process: regulation of DNA-templated transcription. The coding region runs from base 253 to 2163 and encodes 636 amino acids. NCBI's taxonomy places the organism in Eukaryota, Metazoa, Chordata, Actinopteri, Osmeriformes, Osmeridae.
GGGGACUUGUCUUAACAACAACGCAAGCUCCAGUUCAGAUAGACAGAAGCUGGUUUGUAGCAUCUUAAGCGCAUGCAUGGAAGAUUUUAUACAACCAGUCAUAUAACAAACGUACUAUUGGCGGUUGUGUUGUAUUGAAGUUACAUGCCAGGGGAAAUAUUUGUCAGAUUGAUUUAGUAUUCAACUAGCUAGAUUGCAAACGGUAUCAUCAUCGACUCCCAGGUAAAACUGCAUCACAGACCAGGGAGGGAAAUGUCUUGGUGGUCGCGCGGAGAUGAUGGGGAGGAAGCUAUGUGUCAGGAUACAGACUCUGAUGUGGCAGAACAGAGAGACUAUGGGAAAGUGAAGGUGAAAUGGACACAGGAGGAGGAUGAUAAUCUGAAAGCUUUAGUUCAAAACCGGGGUCCAAAUGACUGGAAAUAUAUAGCCAGCUUUUUACCGAAUCGCACAGAACAUCAGUGUCAACUCCGCUGGUUCAAAGUUCUGGAUCCAGAUCUGGUCAAAGGGCCUUGGACCAAAGAAGAGGAUGACAAGGUCAUCGAACUAGUGAACAUGUACGGGAACAAGCAGUGGGCUAUAGUGGCCAAACAUCUUAAGGGAAGGCUAGGGAAACAGUGCAGAGAGCGCUGGCACAACCACCUCAACCCUGACGUGAAGAAGUCCUCUUGGACAGCCGAGGAAGACCUCAUCAUCUACAAGGCCCACUGCACACUGGGGAACCGCUGGGCUGAGAUAGCUAAGCUGCUUCCAGGAAGAACCGAUAAUGCUGUGAAGAACCACUGGAACUCUACCAUCAAGCGCAAAGUGGAGAUGGGCUUCUAUUCUGGGGUUGUGUGUCAUCCUAAGGAACAUGAAGAGUUCAUUGCUUGUACCAGUAAAGACAUACAGAUGGAGCACAGCAGUGACGGGUGCAUGAUGGACAGGGACUUGGGUCAAGAAACUACACUGCAGGAGACUUCUGACUCAGCUGCUGUAACAGAUACGCCAAGAGAAGCAGGUUCCCUCAGGAUUUUUUCUCCCCAGCAGUCAAAGGAUGGAGGUGGCCCCAAAAGUGACCCCGAUUCCACGGGAGAGAUGAAUACCACCUGGGUGGUGGAUAGUUCAGGCUUCCUCUCUCCUACAGGCCCUGCCUUAAAGGAGGUUAUGGAUAUGCUGGAUGGGGACCCGGAUGUGUGGUGUAACCUGGCAGCCUUUGAUCUCGCUGAGGAGAGUCAGAGCCCAGAGAGACACCAGUUCCGUUUGGAAGGUAGUGCACUUCAAGAGUUAAGUAAGGGAAAUCGUGGAGAACUGAUUCCUAUCUCGCCUGGUGGUGUCACACCCCCCUCCAUACUGACCCGCCGAAGUCGCCGCCGCAUCGCCCUGUCUCCUGACUCCACUAACUCCAUGACCCCCAAAAACACACCGGUCAAAAUCCUUCCCUUCUCUCCCUCACAGUUCUUCAACAUGUGGACCAAGCAAGACACUUUUGACCUGGAGAAUCCGUCACUCACGUCCACGCCGGUAUGCAGUCAGAAGGCCACGGUUACAACACCAUUGCACCGUGACAAGACUCCACUUACCCAGAAAGAGAACUCUGUGUUUGUCACACCAAACCAUAAGUCUGAUCUCUACACUACUCCUCGAACUCCAACACCAUUCAAAAAUGCCAUGGAGAAGUAUGGUCCCUUGCAACCAUUGCCCCAGACUCCUAAUUUAGAAGAGGAUUUGAAGGAGGUCCUUCUCAGAGAGGCUGGUAUUACACUGACUGUGGUGGGUGACACUCCCCCUGAGCAGAGACGGAAACAGGUGCAUCGACCUCCAAUGAAGAAAGUGCGCAAAUCCCUUGCCCUUGAUGUCAUUGGCUGCAAUGAGACUCUCCCUGCCAGACACAAGUCCAUACUGUUUGAGGCUAAACCCUGUGUUAAGGCAGAGUCCCUCUCUGACUCUCUAAACUCGUCAUCGUUCUGCAGUAAGAGAGAGGAGAACGCGUUGGACCAGGGCUUCAUUGUGGAUCCCUCUGAGAGCAUGCAUCUCAGUCCAGCUCCACCAACCCCAAUGUCUCAGGCGUGGGAGGCUGUUGUAUGUGGACGGACUAAAGACCAGAUUAUAAUGACAGAGAAAGCAAGACGCUACCUUAGCUCACUGAAGUCCCAUGCACCUAACAGAGCCCUCAUCUUAUCCUGAGCCGAUGGUCACUACUCUACACUACUGUAAUGUUUCUGUUGUCUUAGAAUGUGUUAUAAUCUUCACUUUAAAAAAGUUUUAACAUUUUGGAUUUGUUAGAAAAAAGGUUCAAGAAUGUACAUAAAUGUAGUACAAUAGAUGCUCAGCUGUGCUUCUGAAUGUCUCAAAAUGAGGUAACCUUUCGCUGAUAUUUAGAUACCCUGAUAUUUAGAGCAAAGUGGUUAUAGUCAAAAUGCAAAUGUAAGACUUUUCACUCUGUUAAUAUUUGGAAAGGAAAUUGAGGGCCAUAAGAAUAAGUUAACUAUUGCUUACGUAGUUGUGCAAGCCUAUUGUCUAGCUUUUCUUAUAAAAUGUGUUAUUCGUUAAAGCUUGAAAAUAUUCUAACAGUGUAUGUAGUACCACAUGAUUUAAGUACCUGAUAAUGAAUGGGACUGAAAAAAUAGGGGUUUUCCAAUUCUCAUCCUUUUGUAUCACAAAACCUAUAGUGUACAUAUGUUUUAUCACUCCUACAAAUUACAGAUUGAAGAUACAUUUUGAAAUGCUCUAUGUAUAGCAAGAACAGAAUCAGUGACUGCUGGUCAUAUUUGUAUAGUAUGAUGUAUAUAAUAAUUAUGGAGGGUCUGUCUAUCAAAACUUAAAUAUCUAUUUAAGUUUUUUUUAAAUUCAUGAUUGACAAAAUGUACAAAAAUAAAUAAUUGUUCUCCAUCUUUGCAAGGGUAAGUUAUAUGAAUUAAAAUGACACAUUGCUGUACAUGCCUGAU